Molecule: messenger RNA, 1802 nt
Organism: Phialemonium atrogriseum
Lineage: Eukaryota; Fungi; Ascomycota; Sordariomycetes; Cephalothecales; Cephalothecaceae
Product: S-adenosyl-L-methionine-dependent methyltransferase
Exons: 5
Coding region: 377-1705 (442 amino acids)
Molecular function (GO): O-methyltransferase activity
Source: RefSeq, a predicted model, not a curated record
GAUAACUAUCACGCUACCUUAUGCACUCACCGACUGACCGGGUUGUUGGUACAGUACAUAUGAUGAAGAAAAGAUAGACUAGGUGCAUACAGAUUACCAAAUCUCCUCCUGAUGGACACCCUGAGUACCCCCCAUGUUAACCGAAGUGGCUUGCAUUACAGAAAGCUCGAUUGGAAUAUGCCCCUUCUUCGUUUUAAGGGGUCUCAUGAGGGCAAAGGUGAUCCUCAUUUCCCCCCUGUCCGUGAAGCUCGUUGUUCUUAUCCCGUCCCAAUCUCUCUUCCUGUCCUGCUACCGUUACUUUGGGUCCUGUAUAACACUCCAAUCGAUCUGCAAACCCCAAAUUCCUCAGCCUUCGACAUCGCACUUUUGAAUAACCAUGGCUGAAGUUAACGGCACCAAGCCCACUCCUGUCGUUGCCGAGGUGAAAGCCCCCGAGGUCACUGUCACGGAGACCAAUGGCUUCGUGAAGAAUCCAGCCGUUGAUAUCUCGGUUGCUCUGGCGGCCAACAACCUGAAGAGAGUCUCGGGACUUGUCAAUGGCAUCUCAUCCCUCGGUACCGCCGCCUCCAAUGGCGAUGAGCAAGCCCGUCUUGACCUCGUCGAGAAGGCUCGGUCUCUUGUCCAGGCCCUAGAGACGCCCCGUGAGACCAUGAUCAAGCACUGCUGGGCACAGCCCUCAGCCUUCACCGCCUUGACUGUUGGUAUCGACACCGGACUCUUCACUGCCCUCGCCGAGGACAACGGAAGCGCAAAGAAUGCCAACGAUCUGGCAAAGAAGCUCGGGGUCGACCCGCCUCUGCUGUGCCGGCUCAUGCGCCAUCUGGGUGCCAUGGGAUAUAUCGAGGAAGCCGGAGCAGACACAUACAAGCCAACGAACUUCUCAAGCUCGUUGAGCAUCCCCAUCAUCGGCGAUGGGUACCCAUGCAUCUCCGGAGCCCUCGCCGCGGCCUUGUACAAAUUCCCCGAAUACGCAAGCAAGAACGGCUACAAGACCCCCAACAGCAUCUCCGACGGCCCGAUGCAGUACGCCUACGACACCCAGCUCAACAUGUUUGAGUACCUGCAGGCGAACCCGCCCCGCGGCGUCCAGUUCAACCACCACAUGGGCGGCUACCGGCAGGGCAGGCCGGCGUGGAUGGACCAGGGCUUCUACCCGGUCCAGGAGCGCCUCGUUGAGGGUGCCGACACUGGUGCCGAUGCCGCGCUGAUCGUCGACAUCGGCGGCAGCCUGGGCCACGACCUGGACGAGUUCAGGAGGAAGCACCCUGACGCGCCUGGCCGGCUUGUCCUGCAGGACCUGCCUGUCAUCAUCGGGCAGAUCGUGGAGCUGGACUCGAGGAUCGAGCGUAUGCCUUAUGACUUCUACACGGAGCAGCCUGUGAAGGGUGCCCGCGCUUACUACAUGCACUCGGUCCUCCACGACUGGCCGGACGAGACGUGCGCCACGAUCCUCGCCAACGUCAAGGCGGCCAUGAAGCCCGGCUACAGCCGGCUGCUGAUCAACGAGAACGUCGUGCCGCCCGAGCGGGCCCAGUGGGAGGCCACGGCGCUGGACAUCAUGAUGCUGACGCUGCUCAGCUCCCGCGAGCGCACCGAGAGCGACUGGCGGAGUCUCCUCGAGGGGCUUGCCGGGUUGAAGAUCACCAGCAUUUACACGGCUGCUAAUGGGGUGGAGAGCAUUAUUGAGUGUGAGCUGGUUGAGUAGAUUGGGUGUGGCGUUCGGCCGGCCCGAGGACAGUAGAUAUCCAUACAAAUGAGCAAAGAAGACGUGGACCAAACUAUCUGGUCACUGAUGAAUACCA